This is a messenger RNA of Haliotis rubra (blacklip abalone), 725 nucleotides long. RefSeq lists its product as uncharacterized. Lineage: Eukaryota; Metazoa; Mollusca; Gastropoda; Lepetellida; Haliotidae. The record is from RefSeq and is a predicted model, not a curated record. Bases 1 to 528 code for a protein of 175 amino acids. The transcript has 4 exons.
AUGACGUUCUUAAUGCUGGUCCUCUUGGCGUAUCUUGGCUCUGCCCAUAGGUAUCUUGGCUCUGCCCUUGCACAGGCGGAGACCAACCUAGCUGUACGUAAACCAACUAGCGCCAGUACAAGAUGUGAUAGAUGUUCGCUGUCAGAUCCCGCACAUGUCGUUGAUGGUUCCCAUUCUGCGAGGUUUCCAGAGGCUACAUGCUUCAACACUGAAGUUCGUGACCUGCAUCCCUGGUGGCAGGUAGAUCUGCAACACACGUAUCUAAUUACCAACGUGUUCAUCGUGAGCAGCGAUAGGUACGGUGAGACGUACUACCAAGGCAAGCAUCGCACGUGGGCUGCUGAGUCAGUGGCCACCUACAAGAUGACCAGGAUCCAGUGUGCAGUGAUCUGUGGCUGGACUCCCCGCUGUAGCAGCUUUAACACGCCCCUGAAAGAUGAUGGCUCAUACUGCGAGAUCCUGCACAAAGUGGUCGGACAGAAGGGCAAGAAACUUAUGGGGUGGAAACGUAUCAGAUUGAUGCCAUGAGCCGUUUUAACAACAUCUUUUCAAUUCCAAGAACUUUUGAACAAAGCAAAGAUGUAUUUUCUCUAACCUUUCUAAAUGAUUUGUCUGUAUAUUCGAGGUCAAGAAAUCAUUUCGUGCGUCUUUCAAACAGAAAUGUAUAUGUGAGACUAGAUGGGAGUUAGUGCAGCACAGCUUGUGAAUAAAUGUUACUGAAUCCG